Messenger RNA from Mucor velutinosus, 942 nucleotides. RefSeq names its product DNA mismatch repair protein msh6. The record is from RefSeq and is a predicted model, not a curated record. Bases 1 to 942 code for a protein of 313 amino acids. The transcript is spliced from 3 exons. Gene Ontology annotation, cellular component: preribosome, large subunit precursor; nucleus; nucleolus. Gene Ontology annotation, biological process: ribosome biogenesis; ribosomal large subunit biogenesis; endonucleolytic cleavage in ITS1 to separate SSU-rRNA from 5.8S rRNA and LSU-rRNA from tricistronic rRNA transcript (SSU-rRNA, 5.8S rRNA, LSU-rRNA). Gene Ontology annotation, molecular function: protein binding. NCBI's taxonomy places the organism in Eukaryota, Fungi, Mucoromycota, Mucoromycetes, Mucorales, Mucoraceae.
AUGGAUGUUACCGAGAUUUUAGAAGCUCAUCAAGCUCAAUUUAAGCCUAUCACUGUCGAGAAGCUUGUGCCUCUUGAUUUCGACAUCAAUCUCUUAUCAGCUUUUGAUACUAAUGCUUUGGAUGAAAAGACUCUCAAGAGCAAGAACAGCACAGACAAAUAUCUCUUGGACUUGACUAGAGACAACACUCAAUUAAUUAUCAACGAGCUCUUCAAAUUACCCGUCAACAGUGCCGAUGCUGGUGUUUUGGCUCAGUUGCCUGCCCGUGUAAGCGUUCUGCCUCGCGAGAAGCCUUUGCCUAAAGAAAAGCCUCUUACCAGAUGGGAGAAGUUUGCCAAGGUCAAAGGCAUUCAAAACAAGAAACGUGAGCGUAUGCUUUAUGACGAAGAGACUGGUGAAUACACACCUCGUUGGGGUUAUAAGGGAGCCAAGCCUGAAGGUACACUGGAUCAAGACUGGCUCAUGCCUGUUCCUGAUCAUGCUGAUCCUAUGGAAGAUCAGUAUGCUAAAGCACGCGAGGAAAAGAAGGGUCGUGUUGAGAAGAAUGCUAAACGUCAACGCCGUAACCAAGAAGAAGGAACAGCCGCUACUUUGGCUGGCAAGAAAGAUAUCAAGGAAUUCAAAAAGGAAGAGUUACAAACAGCCAUUGCUGCAUCCAAGAAGGCUACUGCUAGUGUUGGCAAAUUUGAUAACAAGUUGAAGGGAGAAACCAAGAUGAAGGGUGUUACACAUCAAUUCAGCCCUACUAUCGGUGAUGUCAAAGCGGAAAAGAACAGUUCAUUGGAUAUUUUGAAGAAGAUUGUUGGAAAGAAUGAUAUUGUAAAUACCGAAAAGGCCGUUCGUCUUCAGUCAAAGAGAGAAUAUGCCAACAACUUUGAUGCCAAGAUGAAAUUUGGUGACAAAAAGAAGAAGUUUGAAAAGAAGAAGGGAGGAAAGCGAUAG